Molecule: messenger RNA, 507 nt
Organism: Cuscuta epithymum
Lineage: Eukaryota; Viridiplantae; Streptophyta; Magnoliopsida; Solanales; Convolvulaceae
Source: the annotation of a GenBank genome assembly
GGAGCUUGCACUGAUCCAAGAAGCAAACAUAGGAGAUGGACAGAAUUUGCGUAAUGAUAACAUAUAUGGUGGUAGAGUGGAGACUGAGGAAGGUGUGCAAAGAAAGAAUGGAAAUGGUGUUCCAAAGGCACAAAAAACAGUACAAAGAGGACGAAAAAAGAAGCCGAAAAGGCUAACAAAAACAGUGGAAAGUGGGAGAGGAAAUAAAGAAAUUGCUGAGCAAGGAACUUCUAAAAAAAGAAAGAAAGGUGCAAAAGAAAAGGACAGUGAUGAAGAUAGUGAUUAUAAGGGAGAGGAAACUGAGGACAACAUGGAUGACAGUGAUGUUGAAGCAGGAGGGAAUAAAAUGAUCAGAGCAAUGAGGAAGCAAAUGUCAAGAACUGCAAAAGUAAUGAACGAUGUGAAAGAAAUGAAGAAAGUUCAGAAGAAGCAAGCAGUGAUGUUAGCUAAAAUCUUUCGGAUUGUGAAUGAUCUGUCAGCAUAUGUAGUGAAUAAGCAAGAAGGAGG